Erigeron canadensis is the source of this 840-nucleotide messenger RNA. Its product is annotated as 1,2-dihydroxy-3-keto-5-methylthiopentene dioxygenase 1. Lineage: Eukaryota; Viridiplantae; Streptophyta; Magnoliopsida; Asterales; Asteraceae. The transcript is spliced from 5 exons. The coding region runs from base 120 to 686 and encodes 188 amino acids. Gene Ontology annotation, molecular function: acireductone dioxygenase [iron(II)-requiring] activity. The record is from RefSeq and is a predicted model, not a curated record.
AAAUACCUUGGAAACCUCUAGAAACCCCAAUAUAUAACCCUAAUAUAUGAUAUAUAUACAUACAUCUAUGUAUAUAUAAAUUUUGAUUUACAUAAUUGUUAAUACUUGGUUUAAUUUCAAUGGGGAUUAUUGAGGCAUGGUUCAUGGAUGAUAGCCAUGAGAAUCCACAGCUUCCUCAUCAUCUCAAUCCACAUGAACCUGUUUCCCCUGAUUACUUAGCUGAAUUGGGUGUUUUGCACUGGAAGUUGAAUCCAGAAAAGUAUGAGAAUGAUGAAGAAUUGGACAAGAUCAGGGCUGACAGAGGCUACAAUUACAUGGAUCUGCUGGAUUUAUGCCCCGAGAAAGUGGAAAAUUAUGAGCAAAAGCUGAAGAACUUCUACACAGAGCACAUUCAUGCAGAUGAAGAAAUACGGUAUUGCUUGGAAGGGAGUGGGUAUUUUGAUAUCCGGGAUAAACAGGAUCGCUGGAUUCGCAUUUGGAUCAAGGCUGGUGAUCUCAUAAUCUUGCCUGCAGGAAUAUACCACCGGUUCACCCUUGACACCUCCAACUAUAUCAAGCUGAUGAGGUUAUUUGUUGGAGAGCCAGUAUGGACUGCAUUCAAUAGACCACAAGAGGAGCAUCCAGCCAGGAGAAACUACAUGAUUAACUUUGGUCAAAAGAUGGGGAUGCCUCUUGAAGCUCAUUAAAGUCUACCUAUGAAUAACAUAUGUAUGUAAUACGAUAUAAGACUACUGAUAUAUAGCUGCAAUUGUCAUAUACAUGUAUUUUGAGGCCAAAUACUGAUACUCUUCUGUAUUUGAAUCUUCAAUAUGAUAUAAUACUAUGCUAUUUGUAGCUUUA